This is a messenger RNA of Chlorella variabilis, 168 nucleotides long. RefSeq lists its product as hypothetical. The transcript has 3 exons. Bases 1 to 168 code for a protein of 55 amino acids. Gene Ontology annotation, biological process: glycogen catabolic process. NCBI's taxonomy places the organism in Eukaryota, Viridiplantae, Chlorophyta, Trebouxiophyceae, Chlorellales, Chlorellaceae. The record is from RefSeq and is a predicted model, not a curated record. Gene Ontology annotation, molecular function: glycogen phosphorylase activity; pyridoxal phosphate binding. Gene Ontology annotation, cellular component: cytoplasm.
AUGUGUGACCGCGUGGACGAGGUGUACCGCGACCAGGCCGCCUGGACCCGCAUGUCCAUCAUGUCCACCGCUGGCUCCGGCUUCUUCUCCUCCGACCGCACCAUCGCAGAGUACAACAAGGACAUCUGGAAGUCGGAGCCGUGCCCCGUGCCCACCCCCAGCGAGUGA